GCUGUCGUUACGAUAAUACUCAAAUUCAUUUCUACACAAGCUUGGAAAUGUGAAUUAUUGGCUAUAGGAGUGGUUCUCAAGCGCUCAGGCCCACUAUGCCGUCCCUACUAUGCGCCUAAAUAAAGUAUCUGAGCUGGUUAGGCAGAAUCGAGCACAGAUGAAGGCCAUCGAUUCUGUAGUUCAACUUUACUUUAACUUCAUUAUUUUUCAUUAUAUUUUGUCUUUGUGUCAUUAAUUUAGCUCAAGUCCCACUGUACAUUGCUGAGAAUAUCCAAGAUGACCUCUUAUAUUCGUGAACAGGAGCCCCGAGCUUGAACUUACAUGGAAAGCGAGCAUCUUGCCUGGCAGAUCGAAAAUCGGAUCCAGCCUGGUGCUCCGGAAAAGAAAAUCACUGGGACGUGGAAUACUAUCUUGUCCAUGUUCUUUCCUCCGACACAGGGUUAUAUGUCGAAUUUCAACAGGACUAGAGCGGAUGGACCAUUGGAUGUCUUUAUCGAGCACAUAGAAACCCACGCACCUCAACCCCGGCCAUUCAAGUUUCUAUAUGUUCAAUGCACAGCGUCAGGGAACGAGGAUAUUGAUGAAGUCUGGGAGGAAAAACUACUUAUCUUGAGUGACCAACUUCGCCAGUUCAAUAGCAAGCGGGUUUUCGGGGCUAUUGCGGUAGGAAGAGCUGUGAAAUUCUACGAGUGGAAUUCAGAGAUGGGAAAGGCUGUCAGUUUGGAGCAAAAUCCCAGCCCUUUGUUCAUUGAUCGUCAUUGCCAGACAGUGGCCCGGCAUUUAGAGUACAUUCGCAAUCAUCACUUCUAA
Messenger RNA from Aspergillus wentii DTO 134E9, 810 nucleotides. RefSeq lists its product as uncharacterized. The transcript has 2 exons. Lineage: Eukaryota; Fungi; Ascomycota; Eurotiomycetes; Eurotiales; Aspergillaceae. The record is from RefSeq and is a predicted model, not a curated record. The coding region runs from base 322 to 810 and encodes 162 amino acids.